ACGGGAAGUUCACGGUGCGGUUUGUUCGGGAAGAGCUCAGCUUUGAUUGUGGCUCGUAGGCCUGGUUACCAUCAAGAAAAGAAACUAAGUAAUCCGAUGUCAUUGCGAAGAGAUGGCUCACAUAUUUACGUAACAAUAACCUAGUUCCGGGUGGAGAGAUUGAAAGUGCCAAAAACUAUUGGAAUAAAACCCAGGUAUUCACCCCCUGAAGAUCUGUGAGCACAAAGGAUAUGCUCAUUCACUGUGGUAAACUAUAAACAAAGACCAUAAAGAGAUGCAGAGCAGCGGAGUACUUCUAGGCGCUGAAGAUUCUGCAGAGAGGAAUGAUCUUCUCAGGAGAGGAUUCGAGGUUUCUGUGGGAUCCGCUCAAAUGCUUCGAUCGGAAAUGGGACAACUUAUUGAGUCUUUUGGCAAAGAGCUAGAAACUUUCAAACAACGCAAAAAGAAGCUCUCAGAGGAGAUGGUUGAGCUGACAGCAUCGACGGCGAGGGAAAACGAGUUAAUGACGAACGAGCUGCGCACCUCCAUGGAAGCCCGUAAACAGCUGAUAACGAAUAGAAUUAGAGCAUCGACAAAGAGCGAAAAAGAGUCACUGAACACCUCCAUAGAAGCCUUAAAACAGCUCACAGAGAUGAUAAAUGAACUUAGAGUGUCCACAGAGACGGAGAAAGAGUUGCUGACGAAAGAGCUGAAAUCAUCCAGAGAAGCCGUAAAACAGCUUUCACAAGAAUUAAAUGAAGUGAGAGCAUCAACGGAUAGGGAAAAAGAGUCACUGAACACCUUUAAAGAAGCCUUAAAACAGCUUUCACAGAUGAUGAAUGAACUUAGAGUGUCCGCAGGGACGGAGAAAGAGUUACUGAUGAAAGAGCUGAAAGCAUCGAGAGAUAGGGAAAAAGAGUUAUUGAACUCCAAAGAAGCCUUUAAACAGCUGUCAGAGAUGAUGAACGAUCUUAAAGUUUCCACAAAGGCAGAAAAAGAGUUUCUGACGAAAGAGCUGAAAUCAUCCAGAGAAGAAGUAAAACAGCUUUCACAGGAAAUGAAUGAAGUGAGAGCAUCAACGGAUAGGGAAAAAGAGUCACUGAACACCUCUAAAGAAGCCCUAAAACAGCUUUCAGAGAUGAUGGAUGAACUCAGAGUGUCCGCGGAGAAGGAAAAAGAGUUACUGACGAAAAAGCUGAAAUCAUCUAGAGAAGCCGUGAAACAGCUUUCACAGGAGAAUAAUGAACUGAGAGCGGCAGCGCCAUCAGAUGAAUAUGAUGAAACAGAUUCUUCAAGCCCGACGCUUUUUAAAAAAUUUAAAGGCUUCUUUGUCUCAUCAAAGUCAACCACACCGGGAAGGCGUUCACAUCAGAAAACUCAAUUGAAAGAGCUUGAAGUAACUUCAGAAGCUUCAGGCAAGAGACUAAAAGAGGAACAAGGGAGUGUCAAAGAAAUGGAAAAACUUAGGGCUGUGUCGCCAUCAAAUGAAUGUGAUCAGCCAGGUGCAUCAAGGCCAACGCUUUUCAGGAAGUUUAAAGGCUUUUUCGUCUCAUCAAAGUCAACACGACAGGGAAGGCGUUCACAUAAAAAAACAACGAAAGAGCUUAAAAUUAACACCGAAGCUUCUUCAGGAAUGCAGCUGUUAGCCGUGAAUGAAGACCAUCUUGAAGAUGUUCAAGAGCACGAAGAGAGGACAGACAGACUGGAAAUUUUAGGAAGUAAAGAAGUGGAAAUGGACAGUACUGGAAUGGUUCCAACUAACAGUUCCGUGGAUAACCAUGUCAGCCAAAACCAUUUUGACGUAGAAGCCACAAUCAAUCAAACGACAGACAGGCAGCAAAGUAUUCGCAAUGACGUAGCUCUGCAGCAAAUGUUUGGUCCAGGACAACUUCCACCAAUGCGCUAUGCUCAAAGUCUACCUUCACUACAACAUACAAUGGACAGUAGGGACCUAGUCAACAGCGAAAUAAAGAUCGAACAGCAACCUAAAUCUCAAAAACAACAGGAAGGUUCAAAAGUGGUUUUUGAGUUGAAGGUGCAGGAGCAGGAUAGAUAUUCCUAUCAAUGGCUGAAAGAUGGAGCCGAACUGGAGGGAAAGUGCGAUGCCACCCUUAUCCUUGAUAAUGUUGAGCUCCGUGAAUUUGGCUGGUACAGUUGUCUAGUUUGCUCUCAAGAAAAUUUUGGAAUAAACUGCGAAUCAUCACGGGCAUGGCUGGACGUUGUCCCUAGUCAGAAUGGAACAAAACUAAAAACGUUUUCAGAGGUAGACCUAUCAACUUGUGAUAGGAUAGCUUCCUAUCUGGAAAAAAAAGUCUCAUAUGGUCUUGGAGGUGACAGACAGGCGGCCGCUGUGUUUGGCAUGACAGGGGACAUGAUUGGAGCACUUGGAGCAUCCAAGUCCGCUGGACAAGAGGUCAUUGAAUUUGUGAAGGUGACUAAACCAGACAUAACAGUUUACACAGUUUGUAAACAGUUAAAGGACGACAAAAUGAGGCGUUUUGAUAUCGCAAAGAUCUUGGAGAACCAUCUUACAAUUACUGAAAGUGAAGUCUAGUUUAAAAGCUAAAUCUAAAAAAUAUCUUAAUUCUAAAAACAGUAAAGUCCUCCUCCAAUAUGUUCUUAAUUUUUCAGUAGUUUCUUUGAGUGCACACUUAAAAUUUUCCGAUCAGUAGGACCUAUUUUGUAGUGUAUCAAGGAGCCUUUAGAAAAUGCGCUUCAAGGACAAUAUAAAAAAAUGCCUGUAAUCACUCCAAAGGCCAAUCUGAAUAUUUUCAAGGAGCUAAUGAAAACUCAGGGGAAAUGUCUGUCUCAUGAACCGUCUUUAAGCUUGGGAAAACGCGCCCAGACCAACUCAAGUCUUGGUUGAUUUAAGGGUUUUGAAUUUAAUUGUCUAACGCCAGGCAUUAGUUAUAACCAAAUACACAGUAAAGGAGAGCAAAACCAAAACUAUCCACCAUAGAGGCGCUUUUGACGCUCAGUUCAAAACCCACCCCGGCUAGCAAGCGAGUACAUGUAUAAGUAAGUUAAUGAAUAAGUGAGUAAGUGAUGAGUAAGUAAGCAAGCGGAUAACUUUGAAUUGUAGCAUGUUGUGAAGCACCGAUAGCGAAUGUAAGGAAGUCUACCAUAGGGUUAUUGUCGGCGGUUAGAGUCGAUCAGAGUUAGACGAUAACACUAAAGAUCAGUCAGACAUUUAGUCAUUAAGGGUGGCCAAAGAGAAGAUAUAAAAUUUGACCUUUAAAGAUUUUCUAACAUGUUGUUGAGUUGGA
This is a messenger RNA of Pocillopora verrucosa, 3245 nucleotides long. The record is from RefSeq and is a predicted model, not a curated record. Lineage: Eukaryota; Metazoa; Cnidaria; Anthozoa; Scleractinia; Pocilloporidae.